Phaethon lepturus (White-tailed tropicbird) is the source of this 2487-nucleotide messenger RNA. RefSeq lists its product as uncharacterized. The annotation marks the transcript as partial. The transcript is spliced from 7 exons. Lineage: Eukaryota; Metazoa; Chordata; Aves; Phaethontiformes; Phaethontidae. The record is from RefSeq and is a predicted model, not a curated record.
UUAACCUUCUUCAGCAGUCUGAAAAAAAUGAGAAUAAUAAAUGAGAAGCUGACGACUGAAAUCUCAAGUCAACCGAAUGAUACGGAUAUGGUGCUGAACAAUGAUGCAGAGAUAAUUGCACUGGAAUUUGGAGAAAUUUUCAAAACUCUGGAAAUGAAGAAACGGCAAUUGCUAGAAGAUGUUGAAAAUCAAAGAAGUAAAAAAGAGAAAGAAUUUCAGAUUUGGAAGAAAAUGAAGGAAACUCACAAGAAGACAAUUGAGAAUUUUUUGAAGGAUUGUGAAAAGCUUGUCCAUGAGUGUGAUCCUCAGCGUUUUCUGGAGGUGGCCUGUGGCUUGAAUACAAGAAUGAAAACUCAGCUUGAUCUGAUGAAUAUAGCAUCCAGUUAUGAAAAACCACCAGAGUAUACUCAAAAGAAGAUGGAUAUCAAACCUGUGGUUAAUGAAAUCUUGGCUUUGAAGUUAAUGCCUGUUAAUGUAGGCAUUGUUAAAGAUCUACCUUCUGGAGGAAAUGAGAACUCAACAAAAAACACUCUAUUUAAAAAUAACAUAAAGCAAUGGCAGGACCAGAAGAAUAUACCCAACACAUUUCUUCCUGUAGCAGGACAGGAGGAAGCACUAGCAGACGGUAGCAGGAUCUGUACUCGCUUAAUGUCAAUAUCAGAAAUGUCAGCUUUUCAAAACAUGAGUCAUGAGGAGUUACGUUACAAAUACUAUAUGGAACGUCAGAAGCUCACCAAUGAGUUCAAGACACAAACUUUACCUGCAAAUAAAAAGUAUAAAUUUGUUACUACUGAGGCUUUGAAAGGUAGGACCUCAGGAACUACUUUUGUAUCUUCACCUGCCAAAGCAAAUAACACAGAUAAAGUAAAAAUGGAAACCCUGCAAAGAGCAGAUGGUUGUGAUGAGAGAAGCUUUUCUGGAACCAGUACUCACAGCAUCCCAUCCACAAAUGUGAACUUGCCUGACACAAAUGGUGACUUAAAAUUACUUCAUGAGAGAAGUUCCCAGGAAGUAACCACUCCAGCCUUAUCAGAAAACUGCAAAGACUUAGUAACUAAAGAAAAAUUGUCAAUGCAGGCAUCAGCAGUUACUGUUUCCAAUGAAAUGGAUGCAAAUUCUAGCACUUCAUCCAGCUUAAAACCAGCAGCAUCUGUAGCUGUUACAGUUUCAAAUUCAGAGUUUCUAGAUGUUUCAGCAGAGAGACUUUCUCCUUCACCUUUUGCUUUCAGUGCAUGUAACAACUCGUUACCCGGAUUUAUUAAAGAUGCAGGUACAUUUUCCUUCAAAAAGAAAGACAAGAAAUAUGUUUUCCCUCAGUUUUAUCUGGGAAAAUGUGAUUGUGUGGAUAAAACUGAUAACCAGGAUGAAAGCAAAUGUAGAAAACAUGGUCCUGCAACCAAACCCACCGUUUCUGAUGCUUCAACCAGUUCUAAUUUAGACUCAGCAGAAAGUGAGAAGCCAGAUUUUUCGUUUCCCUUUCGCAGUUCAGACAGAGAUUGUUUUGUAGGAUCGGGAGUCAGCAAUUCAUGUAAGGUUUUACCAUUAUCCUCAUUCUAUAGCCAAUCUGAGAAGCCAUCUGACAAAAGUACAUCAUCUCACACGAGAGAAAAAACACUUUCUGCAAAGGAAGCUCCAGAAUAUGGUACGCAGGAGCCAUCUGUCUCAUGGGAACAAAAAGUUAAUGUUUCAGAAUCCAUCACAACUGUAGCUUGCAAUACUUCAGAAACCAACAAUGAAGCUGGGGUGAAUGAUGUCUCCAAGUUCUCUCUUAUCCCCAGUAAUUGUAUGUUUUCCUUCAAAAGUAACAGUUUUCAGUUGCCUUCACCAGUAUUUUCAUUUGGAAGUAUUGUCAGAAAUACCUCUGAGUCGCUGACUCUUUCUGGGGUUUUGUCUGGAAAUGGUACUGAAAAAAUUGAAAAAGAGAAGAUGAAAUCUGACAAAACACCUCUAAAUCUAGGGAAGUCUGUAUCUUCAGAGUGUACAGAGCCUGCUUCUAGACAUAGCCAUCCAAAAUGGGAAGGUUCAUUCUUUCCCAUGAACUCAUCUAAGAAAACUGAAAGUGCAGAAAUGCUUGCUGAUAGUAAUAAGUCUUGUAGUCAGCCUUUAUGUUCAGUUGUCCUUCCUGUUAAAUACGAGAAUGCAUCUUCCACUCAACUUACUACAACAGCGACAAAACAAGAAACAAAGGCAAAAGACGAAGAAAGUGAAACUGUUGCUGAAAACAACUGUUCCUGUCCUAGGAGGGAAGGGGAACCUGAGUCUUUACUGUUUCAGAAUGCAGCUGCUUCUGUUCCUGGCACAGGCAAUGAUCUGACUUUAGGAGGUUCUGCGCUUACGGUAAAUGAGGCAGGAGGAGUGCCAAGGGACAGCGAUUCUGACACUGAAGAGCUAAGUCAGACAUCUGUCUCUACUGAUACCAGCAGUGCAUCAGAAUAUUUUUCUGUUGCUGAAGACAAAAUACCUACUAGAAGAAAAUCGGAGACAUGA